Cuscuta campestris is the source of this 756-nucleotide messenger RNA. The record is from the annotation of a GenBank genome assembly. Lineage: Eukaryota; Viridiplantae; Streptophyta; Magnoliopsida; Solanales; Convolvulaceae.
CAGAUCCUAGUCCCGAUGUUAUCUUGGGUACGUUCAUACUAUUUGAUUCGGUUAUGCAUGCCUUGAUCGAUCCGGGUUCUACGCUCUCCUAUAUCUGUGUUGGCAUGCCUGCUAAUUCUGCGAUUGUGAGGAGUGACCUUGAGAUACCUACCGUUGUAUCGAAUCCGCUAGGACAUAGCAUGCGUCUUCAUCACAUUUAUCAUAGGUGUCCGUUGUCCGUGCAAGGGAAGCAAUUUCCUGCAGAUUUGAUAGAGCUACCACACAAGGAGUUUGACAUUAUCCUUGGUAUGGAUUGGCUCACCGAGCAUAGAGCAGUGGUCGACUGCAGUUGUCGGACCGUAUGGCUGAGAGCCGAGGACGGUAGCGACGUAUCACUCUCCGGGGAGGUGUUCCCCAAGACUCCCGAGUUCAUAUCGUCCUUGAGCGCGAGGCGCUUGAUUCGCAAGAAGUGUGAGAUGUUCCUGUGUCACGUUCAGGAUAUGCGAAAAGAAUCGCCACGUCAACAGGACAUUCGUACGGUUUGCAACUUCCCCGAUGUCUUUCCCGAAGACCUACCUGUUGAGUAAGGCAUUAAAUGUUAAGUGGUUUGACUUUGGUGAAAGUCUAAAUUGGUUUGACCGGUGGUCAAAGAGUUCAUGAGAAACCCGUAACACCUAAAUCGUUUUGAAAAGAAAGAAAAUAAGUUGACUGUUGGUCAACCGUCUAAAGAACCGAAUGUAAAGUUGAAUUGAUUUUUAUUAAAAGGAUAAACACAUG